Molecule: messenger RNA, 1281 nt
Organism: Oikopleura dioica
Lineage: Eukaryota; Metazoa; Chordata; Appendicularia; Copelata; Oikopleuridae
Source: the annotation of a GenBank genome assembly
AUGUCCGGCUUUGAGCAUCUGUUCUAUUUGACGGCGUUGUUAAACUGGAACGCGGAUAGAAUUCCCGACUUGCAAUUCAACUCUACAAUCAUGUGCGAGACAAUGAUCAGGCCUAUUACAACAGGCAAUUGGCAAGUGCAAAACACGGGAAUCGACAUUGAUUUCGCCAACCAGCUUGUGUAUUUCCAAGGAAUGCGAGACUCGCCUCUUGAAACCCAUCUCUACCGAGUAAAUUAUCAGAAGGGGAAUGCCCAUGACGAGUCUUGUCUUCGUCUUACUAAAUCCAACUUUAACCACUUCGACAUUUCUGUUUUCAUCGACGAGAACAUGUUUCUUGUAAAAUCUUCAAACGUCAACACACCUACCUCAAUUGAAAUCUACCGAAUUCCCAAGCCUGAAACCGCCAUCUUCUGGACAGAAGAAGGUGUGUGCCCUCGCCCGCUUGCCUUUCUUGCCGACGAUGUCACUCAAACUCAACAGCCAAAGCCUGAAAAACUUGCGAAGAGAGAAUCCCGCGGCCCUGAGAUAUUUUCCUUCAAAAACAGCUCCGGUGAUGAGAUUUUCGGCCAGAUCUACAAGCCGGAGAACUUUGAUUCCAAGAACAAAUAUCCGACAAUUGUCUAUGUUUAUGGAGGCCCUCGAGUGCAGAACAUCAGGAAUCAGUUCUCUGCUUCGAGGUCUGACAGGCAUAGAAUGUAUUCCAAGUUUGGAUACGUUAUCCUAACUUUCGACAACCGAGGAUCUGACAAUCGUGGUCUCAAGUUCGAAGGAGUCAUCAAAGAUCACAUGGGAUACUACGAGGUGCAAGACCAAGUUGAAGGCAUUGCAUACGUUGCACAGAACAUGGGAUUCAUUGAUGUCAAUCGCGUGGCUAUCGAAGGCUGGUCUUAUGGAGGCUUUAUGUCGCUUAUGGCAAUUGCUCAGUAUCCUGAUGUUUUCAAAAUUGCUAUUUCUGUCGUCGACUGGCGAUUGUACGACUCUGCCUAUACUGAACGAUACCUUGGUUUACCGCAAGACAACCCAAAAGCUUACAGUGAUUCGUCCGUGGUGCAGCAAGUACCUAAUUUACCUGAUGAGCCUAAUCGUCUCCUUCUCUUCCAUGGCAUGAUCGAUGAAAAUGUCAUUACAACAAAUAUGAUGGUGCUCAUUGAAAAACUCACCAGAGCAUGCAAGCCUUACGAUUUGAAGCUAUUCGUGCAAGAGCGGCAUUCAAUGCGCUCCAGCAAAACAGUCGAAUAUUACGAAAUGACUGUACUUACCUACUUGAACCAGUUCCUCUAA